This is a messenger RNA of Paramisgurnus dabryanus, 2328 nucleotides long. The record is from RefSeq and is a predicted model, not a curated record. NCBI's taxonomy places the organism in Eukaryota, Metazoa, Chordata, Actinopteri, Cypriniformes, Cobitidae.
UUCAGUAAAGCCAGUUCAUUGAUUUGUAGUAAAUCGCUAUCAGCUACUUUCACCAGCUCUUCCUCAUACUCUUCCUCAUCAUCCAGCAGCUCUUCCUCAUACUCUUCCUUCUUAUCCAGCAGCUCUUCCUCAUACUCUUCCUUCUCAUCCAGCAGCUCUUCCUCAUACUCUUCAUCCUCACCCACCAGUCCUUCCUCAUACUCUUCCUCAUCAUCCACCUUCUAUUCCUCAUACUCUUCCUUCUCAUCCACCAGCUCUUCCUCAUACUCUUCCUUCUCAUCCAGCAGCUCUUCCUCAUACUCUUCCUUCUUAUCCAGCAGCUCUUCCUCAUACUCUUCAUCCUCACCCACCAGUGCUUCCUCAUACUCUUCCUCAUCAUCCACCUUCUAUUCCUCAUACUCUUCCUUCUCAUCCACCAGCUCUUCCUCAUACUCUUCAUCCUCACCCACCAGUGCUUCCUCAUACUCUUCCUCAUCAUCCACCUUCUAUUCCUCAUACUCUUCCUUCUCAUCCACCAGCUCUUCCUCAUACUCUUCAUCCUCACCCACCAGUGCUUCCUCAUACUCUUCCUCAUCAUCCACCUUCUAUUGCUCAUACUCUUCCUUCUCAUCCAGCAGAUUUUCCUCAUACUCUUCCUUCUCAUCUAGCAGCUCUUCCUCAUACUCUUCAUCCUCACCCACCAGCUCUUCCUCAUACUCUUCAUCCUCACCCACCAGUGCUUCCUCAUACUCUUCCUCAUCAUCCACCUUCUAUUGCUCAUACUCUUCCUUCUCAUCCAGCAGAUUUUCCUCAUACUCUUCCUUCUCAUCUAGCAGCUCUUCCUCAUACUCUUCAUCCUCACCCACCAGCUCUUCCUCAUACUCUUCAUCCUCACCCACCAGUGCUUCCUCAUACUCUUCCUCAUCAUCCACCUUCUAUUCCUCAUACUCUUCCUUCUCAUCCACCAGCUCUUCCUCAUACUCUUCAUCCUCACCCACCAGUGCUUCCUCAUACUCUUCCUCAUCAUCCACCUUCUAUUGCUCAUACUCUUCCUUCUCAUCCAGCAGAUCUUCCUCAUACUCUUCCUUCUCAUCCACCAGCUCUUCCUCAUACUCUUCAUCCUCACCCACCAGUGCUUCCUCAUACUCUUCCUCAUCAUCCACCUUCUAUUGCUCAUACUCUUCCUUCUCAUCCAGCAGAUCUUCCUCAUACUCUUCCUUCUCAUCCAGCAGCUCUUCCUCAUACUCUUCAUCCUCACCCACUAGUGCUUCCUCAUACUCUUCCUCAUCAUCCACCUUCUAUUCCUCAUACUCUUCCUUCUCAUCCACCAGCUCUUCCUCAUACUCUUCAUCCUCACCCACCAGUGCUUCCUCAUACUCUUCCUCAUCAUCCACCUUCUAUUCCUCAUACUCUUCCUUCUCAUCCACAAGCUCUUCCUCAUACUCUUCAUCCUCACCCACCAGUGCUUCCUCAUACUCUUCCUCAUCAUCCACCUUCUAUUCCUCAUACUCUUCCUUCUCAUCCACCAGCUCUUCCUCAUACUCUUCAUCCUCACCCACCAGUGCUUCCUCAUACUCUUCCUCAUCAUCCACCUUCUAUUGCUCAUACUCUUCCUUCUCAUCCAGCAGAUCUUCCUCAUACUCUUCCUUCUCAUCCAGCAGCUCUUCCUCAUACUCUUCAUCCUCACCCACUAGUGCUUCCUCAUACUCUUCCUCAUCAUCCACCUUCUAUUCCUCAUACUCUUCCUUCUCAUCCACCAGCUCUUCCUCAUACUCUUCAUCCUCACCCACCAGUGCUUCCUCAUACUCUUCCUCAUCAUCCACCUUCUAUUCCUCAUACUCUUCCUUCUCAUCCACAAGCUCUUCCUCAUACUCUUCAUCCUCACCCACCAGUGCUUCCUCAUACUCUUCCUCAUCAUCCACCUUCUAUUCCUCAUACUCUUCCUUCUCAUCCAGCAGAUUUUCCUCAUACUCUUCCUUCUCAUCUAGCAGCUCUUCCUCAUACUCUUCCUUCUCAUCCAGCAGCUCUUCCUCAUACUCUUCAUCCUCACCCACUAGUGCUUCCUCAUACUCUUCCUCAUCAUCCACCUUCUAUUCCUCAUACUCUUCCUUCUCAUACACCAGCUCUUCCUCAUACUCUUCAUCCUCACCCACCAGCUCUUCCUCAUACUCUUCAUCCUCACCCACCAGCUCUUCCUCAUACUCUUCCUCAUCAUCCACCUUCUAUUCCUCAUACUCUUCCUCCUCAUCCAGCAGCUCUUCCUCAUAUUUUUUCUCCUCAUGCACCUCUAUUUUCAUCUAUUGUUGGUAUAACCCUACUAUUAUUAUUUUGACCCCAUUCAAAGUUUAA